Molecule: messenger RNA, 1294 nt
Organism: Xiphophorus couchianus (Monterrey platyfish)
Lineage: Eukaryota; Metazoa; Chordata; Actinopteri; Cyprinodontiformes; Poeciliidae
Gene: cks1b
Product: CDC28 protein kinase regulatory subunit 1B
Exons: 4
Coding region: 169-405 (78 amino acids)
Molecular function (GO): cyclin-dependent protein serine/threonine kinase regulator activity
Source: RefSeq, a predicted model, not a curated record
ACCAAUGACGGGAAGCCAGGUCUUUUUGAACGCAGUAAAGCGGGCUUGAAAACAGUCGAGAGGGAAACAAAGAGAGAGCGAACAUCUCGCUGUUGUCGGAUGUGAAUAACUACAUAAAUUGAUUAUUUUUCGAUCAAAGUAACUUUGCGCUUUCAUACGGCCUCCGCUAUGUCUCACAAACAGAUCUACUACUCUGACAAAUAUGACGAUGACAAAUACGAAUACAGACAUGUAAUGUUGCCCAAAGACAUCGCAAAACGUGUACCCAAGACCCACUUGAUGUCUGAGACCGAGUGGAGGAACCUGGGGGUCCAGCAGAGCCAGGGAUGGGUGCAUUACAUGAUCCAUCAACCAGAACCUCACAUCUUGCUGUUUCGCCGCCCUCUGCCUAACCCAAAAUCUUAAAGGUAUUUUUCGAGUCCUGCAAAGCUCAGCCUUUAAGUGCCUCCGAUCAGAGUUCCCAUCAUGCUGUCAAACCAACCUCCCGUUGGAUCGGAUCUCUGUGCUGAUGAUUAGGGACCUGGAGAUGGACUAUCAUUUAUGAACAAUGGAUGUGGAGUGAACGUGUUGGAGAGGGGAAGAAAAAAAAAAAGGAUUUGUCUUUAUGUAAGAAAAGGAAUCUGCAACAACACGUCUGACACAUUCAAACCCUUUUUGACUUUUUAAAAUGGCUUCAACGUCUGCUUGGAUCUGCAGUUUAUUAGAGCGAUUACCAUAGUGUGGUGAGCGAAGCUUUAACAGGAGUUAUACAGUUAUGAAACCACCUGAUCGUUACUAUAGAUUAGUUUGACUCAAGCUGACAUGUUGCUGCUUCGUUGUAUGAGUCUGUAAAUUGUCAUUUAACACAUGAGAAUCUGCAACAUUCCUGUUUUUGAACUAGAUUUGAUUUUGUUUUCAUUCUGCUUUAGAGGAUUUCACUUCACUUGGUCUGAAUGUACCAACAAGCUGCUCAGUAUUUAUAAAUUGUGUUGCCCUUUGAUAAAUAAAUGUAAACUUAAAAUUUUACUGAUGGGUUAAUUUUUUUAUUUUUUCCCCCCCUGUUUAGCGUUUUGGGUUUGUCUAGAGUUGCAACAUGAAUGAUUCAACAAGAUAAACUUUCCAGGAAACAGUGAAGCUGAUUGGUUAGAGUUGUCUGCACAAUAUAGGACUGCACAAUAUAUCAACAUAAUAUUCAUAUUUCAAAAGACUGGACUGCAUUAAUUGACUAAUAUAUUCCAAGAGUGUUAUAAAGUUGGAAAUAGCCUUGCUCAAAAUGCUAACUGGAGCACAGAUUAGAGCGAAUAGAAUAAUUUUC